UCCAAGGUAAGCAGUUGACUGGUUCGGUAGUUUUGAAAAACAACGUCCUCCGUGUGUUGUUCGCUUCUCCCAUCAUCAGAAUUCCAAAAAGAAAGAAAUUUCUAUUUUAUAUCUAUCUGUUCGUCUUUCAAGGUGAAGCACAAACACAAAACGAAGAAAAGAAGUCAUAAAAUUAAAUAAAACAAAAAGAAACAAAAAAACAACACACACACAGAACAAACAAAAUAAGAAGUGCAAAGGAAUAAAAACGAGAAGAAAAUUUCUUUUCUCGGGAAAAAUUCUCAGAUUCAAUCCAUCAGAGUCUCGUUUUUGAAAAUAGAAAUUUUAUUCGGUGUUUCAAGGGUUCAAGUGUAAACCAAAGGUGUUUUUAGUUCUUGUAAAGUUUUGAAACCAAUAAAGCACUCGUGGUGAAUUUCGUUUUCAAAGCAAAUAUAUAACGUCGAAAACGGUUGAAUUACAUACUAACCGAAAUCUUCUAAAUUAAGGCGGACUUAAUAACAGUUCUAGUAAAUAACCUACAAAACAACUUAGUUAUACACUUGCCAGGAUCAGCCACAACCUAAACUCGACGAAACAAAAAUGGAAUACCGGUGCUAUAGGUGGAGUUCGUCCAAAACGAUAUCAGCAAUACUCUUAAUCACCCUUAACACGUAUAUUGUAAAUGCUGCCCUAUGGUCAAAUUAUGCGAGUGAAGAAAAAUGUAGUGGGCCUUCGGGAUUGAAAUACUUAUCUGGCGAUGCAUUAAGGGAUUCACCAAAUUGCUUAGGACCAAAUAAUGCACCUUAUCCAAGUGCAGCUGUCGCGAGAACGUUUUCAAAUUGGAAUGGAAGUUCAAGACGAGGUAGACAAAAUAAAAUUCCUACAACACUUGAUCCAGCAAUUACAACAAGUGCUCUUCUAAAAGCCUAUGAUGAUGCAAAUAAUGACGAGCUUCCUAAAAGUCGAUAUGGUCGAGCAAUUAACGAUUCACCAUCACCAUCUCAGUGCCGGGGAACACCGGCUAGGCUAUGCAAAACACGCUACAACACCACUGCUCCAAUGUACGGAGUAAGUCUUACAUCAGGUCAACCAGUUACCAUUGUCCAAAAGUUCCCAGAUCUUUUACAGCAAGUUGUCUUCGAAGUAUGCGAGUCUUCUGAAUGUGAUGUUGUUCGUGGAGAAUGCACACAGACGUAUGUCCCAUAUUUGUUUUUGGUUAUACCCCUCGGCCCUGUGACGCUCACUGGACAGGAUUAUGUGCUAGUUGAAAGUGGAUGUGUAUGCAAACCUAAGUACUCAACGGGAGCACCACAAGAACCAAAUAUGAUACCAUAGUUUCAUUAGGAUUUAAGCUUUAUUUAUUUUGAUUUUAAUUUAAAUAAAAUACGUCCAUAUUAUAUUUAUUUCUUGCUUAGUGAAACAAAAACAAAAAACAUCAAAAUGUAUGAAUUUUUCGAUUUUCUCGAAUUUCGAUUCCAGUGUGAAUUUAAUAAAAUUGAAUUGCAAUAUAAUAUUCCUGUCACAUAAUCUGGCAUAUAAGGGUAGUUAAGGUGGGUAGUUAUUGAUUUACAUAUCAUAAUUAAAAAUAAGAAUUUAAAAUUUAACGUUUGUUAAAACUUUUAUAAUUUUUUAGUUAAAUAAUUACCACCCUUUAGACCGAGCAUUAAAUUAUUAAGAUAUAUAUACAUCAUAUUAAAACACAAAAAAAUAUUUAAUUUAAAUGAUACAAAGUAUUUCCUUAGCAGAUCAUGAAAAAAUAUAGCUUUUAUUACUUUGAAUGUAAAAUAAGUAAAAAAAAGGAAAUGGAAUUAGAAGCAAAAUUAUUAUAAAAUUAUAGACAUGUAUUUGUAUAUUAGAGUAAGAGAAAACUUAUUUAUUGUUUAAAAUAUUCUUAAUGAUUGAUUAUUAUUAAAUUAAAUGAAAUACGAAAUUAAUUGCGUAAUAAUAUUAGUAGUUGUG
Molecule: messenger RNA, 1938 nt
Organism: Eupeodes corollae
Lineage: Eukaryota; Metazoa; Arthropoda; Insecta; Diptera; Syrphidae
Exons: 5
Coding region: 580-1314 (244 amino acids)
Source: RefSeq, a predicted model, not a curated record